Messenger RNA from Formica exsecta, 546 nucleotides. RefSeq lists its product as uncharacterized. The transcript has 2 exons. Lineage: Eukaryota; Metazoa; Arthropoda; Insecta; Hymenoptera; Formicidae. The coding region runs from base 61 to 546 and encodes 161 amino acids. The record is from RefSeq and is a predicted model, not a curated record.
GACUCAAAUUUUUCUUCACAUUCGGACGAGAAUAUUGUCAUCCAAGACGAUGACAUCGAUAUGGAAGCUCUUAAUAAUCUCAAAUCGGAAGCCGGUCUCUUACAAUUAAAUUCAUCUAAAAAUGUGCGAACAUCAUCAGAUAUUAAAAAAGGAAAAAGCCUGAAACGUGCAAAAACAGACCUAGCUCACAACCAGUCCACGAGUAAGGUCUUCAGUACUGAGACCCAUUCUUCUCUUGAUUCUGUUAAUAUUUCUACCUCAGGCUCAAUUAUUACUAUAUCGGAGAGCAUAUUGAAGAACAGAUAUUCCUCAGAUAAUCAAGGACCUUUUGACGUACACGUACAAAGGAUUUCGAAGCCACACGCUCCUCUUCAUCCAAUAUCAGUGGGAAGGAUAAUUGCCAGUCUUAACACUCGUGAAGCGACUAAUGAUUUAGUCAAUGACUCACGUCUAAAGAAGGAGGAUCUGAUAGCAUUUAUCCCCCAUCUCGCACCUCUCGCAAAGGAAUUAUCAGGAAUGUCCCUUUGGAUCUCUCCGAUGACUUGA